Xenopus tropicalis (tropical clawed frog) is the source of this 4246-nucleotide messenger RNA. It is a transcript of the gene armc9, whose product is annotated as armadillo repeat containing 9. The transcript has 25 exons. NCBI's taxonomy places the organism in Eukaryota, Metazoa, Chordata, Amphibia, Anura, Pipidae. Bases 147 to 2591 code for a protein of 814 amino acids. The record is from RefSeq and is a predicted model, not a curated record. Gene Ontology annotation, biological process: cilium assembly. Gene Ontology annotation, cellular component: cilium; centriole; ciliary basal body.
CACCCGGAAGCGUGUAGUUGCCAUGGUUACAGGCGUGCUGAUUCUGUAACCGUUCAGUAGGCCUACUGAGGCAUCGGCAAUCGAACCUUGUGCUCGGGACGCUGCUGAGGUCACAGCGGGAUUGGCGUAGGUCGGUUUCCUGCUAGAUGACAAGUGGUGUAAAAAUGGGGGAUAUCUUGGCUUAUGAAGCAGAUUUACUUGGGUUAGUUAAAGAGUUUCUGAACUUUGGGGAGUUUCAGGAGACGUUAGAAACCUUUACUAAGGAGUGCAAAACAAAGGGGAAACAACUUCCAAAGACUUCUGGAUUAGCGUUGCGGGAAUCGAAGACACUACUAAUUCAGAAGGAUCUAAUCACUGCCUUUGAGGAUGGGGACAUUAAGGAGUUCUUUGCGCUGUGGCAGGAACACAUCCCUGUUGAGACUCAGAACACAAAUCCAGUGGCACAAAAGCUGGAGUUUUACCUGCAGAUUCACUUUGCCAUCUUUCCUCUGAAGCACAACCAGGGCCGAAUCGAUCGUACAGAUUGUGAAGAGCGGAUUUCUCACUUUAAAACAUACUUGGAAACUAGUGGGGCAGCUCUUAGCCAGACAACAGAGUUCCUUCCCUUCUAUGCACUGCCAUUUGUUCCUCAUCCAGCUGCUCAUCCCUCCUUCAAAGAGAUUUUUCAGGAGUCAUGGGAGGCUGAACUGAGGAUGAGGCUGGAAAAGUUUCUCUCUGUCAUACUGAAAGCUACAAGUACCCCCAGACUUAUCACAUUAUAUAAAGAGAGUUUGCAUAACAACCAAGAGCUACUGCAGCAGUUACAACAGCAGCUUAUGGAGACUGAGCACAAGGCUCGUACCUAUAAAAAAUGCUUUAACAGGAUGCAGUCUGAUUACCAUAAUCUGAUUGGGGUCACUGCUGAUCUGGUUGACUCUCUGGAGGCUACUAUUAAUGGAAAACUGAUUACUCCAGAAUACCUACAAAGUGUAUGCACAAGGCUUUUCAGCACCCAAAUGAAGCAAAGCUCAGCUCAGAGUAUCGAUUUUACCCGCCCUGGAACAGCCUCUUCUAUGCUGCGAGCAUCAAUAGCACCUUUGAAACAACAAGAAGUGCCAUUGUUUCCAUCCUUGGAUUAUGAAAAGCUGAAGAAGGAUCUGGUUUUUGGGAAUGAUCGCUUGAAAGCACUUAUUCUGCAAGCCUUGCGUUGGCGCCUUACUAGGUCUCAGCCUGGAGAGCAGAGGAACACAGUCUUGCAAGCAUACAUAAGCAAUGAUCUACUUGAUUGUCACCACAAUGAGCAGAAGAAUGUCCUAAUGCUGCUGCGAUCACCAAGUGAGGUUGUCAGACAAUACACUGCCCUACUAAUUGACGUAUUUUCAUCAUUGGCUUAUGGGCGAGUUUACAUCUCCCAGAAUCCCCGUCUUCUGCACUCACUUGUGGAAACCUGGAAAGCUGAAGAGAAGGAAUCUGUCAUCAGAGAGACUGUCUUAGGCAUACUCCAAAAACUUAGUCUUAGGCGCAGCAUGCAGUCAGCCAUGAUCAAGGAUGACCUCAUUUUCUGGCUGGUGCAGGAGCUGGAAGAUACAGACCAUCUCUCAGAUUAUGCAUUGCAGUAUACCAUAGCUCUCUUCAUGAACCUUUGUCUUCGUAGUGCAGGAAGAAAGAUGUGUUCCAGGGAUGCAGACCAUGUACUAAAAGUGCUUUCUGACCUACUUGGCCAUGAGAACCAUGAGAUUCGAUCUUACGUGAAUGGAGCAUUAUACAGCAUCCUAGCAGUCCCCUCUAUACGGGAGGAAGCCAGAUCCAUGGGCAUGGAAGAGAUCCUCAGAUGGUACAUUAGAGAAGGAAACACGGAUAUGAAUUGCCACAUUGAGUUCAUCAUAAAGCAGCUCAACUCAGAAGAUAAGUUUGAUGAAAGCAUAGAGUCGGAUGAUGAGGAGGAAGAGAAGGAUGAUGAGGAAGACGAGGAUGCCCUGGAAGCUGAUCUUGACAAAGAUGAAAUUAUUUAUGCCCAAAGUGGAGAGCUGGCUGGGGAAAAGCUUUUGACUACAGAUUACCUGGGAAUAAUGACCAACAGUUUCAAAGUAAAGAAGAGGAUGUUUGGUGGUGUCUUGCAAAGCGCUGAUGAACCUCUUCAGAGACCUGUAACUCCCAGUACUCACCGAGUUAUGAAUACAGUGCGAAAAACCAGUGGUCCACCCUCACCUCCAACAAAUACUUUCAAAACCAGCCAAGCAAACAUGUCUGUUGUUAGCUCAAGACCGCCAACACGCAGUGGAAGUCGGGCCAGUACCUCUGAUUACUGUGUUACAUCUGACUCCAUAGACUCUGAGGCCUCUAGGCUUUUCUCACCAAGCAGUCAGGCAGACCAGCGUGGGGCUUCAUCACCCCGUAUUCUGGACCUUGGUAUGGAAAAGCACAAUGGGCAGAACAGCAGCAAAGCCUGGCUCCCACGUAGCCCAGAGGUGCUAAGUGCCACAUCCCGAAAGGCCAGAACUCCUACCAUUGCACCCCAGUUCUCUCAGUCAGGCCCACAGCAGACCAGCUAUUCCAGUUCUGCUGGAUCUUCUACUCGAAGCAGACAAAGUACCCAGUCAUACAGAAAAUGAAAAUACGUUCUGCCCCUAUGAUCUUGCGAUUAUUUAUGCUGCAUGUGGCACUACAGCUGGGUCAUUUUCUUAUAUCAGGAGCAACAGAACCACAGAUGUUGGUACCCCCCAUACAUACUGCAAUACUCCCUGAGCAUUGGAAUCACAUGAACCCAUGAAAAGCACUGACCUCUCAUGAAAUCGUAAAGACCUAAAAGGCCUAAUGCUGAUGGUAAACAUAUCACUUAAGAUGGCCCAUGUGCCAUAAACUAUAGAAGAAUUUGGGGGCAUUCUGCUCCAAGGUAUAGCAUUUUAUUUUGAAUCCUGAGUGGGCAGGUUUGAUUGGCAUUCUGUAACGAUUAAAGCAGAGUAGUUUCUUUAAUGUUAAAAAUAGAAUCUGUUCGAAAUAUUAACAUUUCUAUGUGGUCGGUUAAUACAGAAAAAUUAAUGAACUCUAAAUAAUGACAAUAAAUCCCUUCCCACUGCUCAUUUAAUUUUAGUUGCCUGCUUAGUUUUUGGAACUCCUUGGGUCCCUACCUUCCACUUGUCCUGCAUCUUCUCUUCAGUAUCUCCUAAUAAUCCAUAUUUCCCUCCGCAACUUCAUCUGUCUGGUGCCUAAGAGAAGAGAUUAAAGUCUUACAGAAGUCUUACAAUGCCUACACAUAUUUAUGCCACAUCUCAUUAUAAUGCAGCCCCAUAUUUCUGUAACCUGGCCCUCAUUUAGAACUUCCUGUAAUAUACUGACAUUUUGUUGCAGAAUAACUCAGUGUAUUGACUUUAUAUAGAUCAGAGUACUCUUCCAGACUGCCUUAAGUGUGUACAGUUUAACAAGCAGCCAUGUAUACAUAGGUUUGUCCUGGUUUGUAAAAAUGGUGACAUUUUGCUGAUAUAAUAUUACUGAGUAUCCCAAGAAUUGCCACAGAUUGCCUUCUAGUAUAGCCUGUGGGUAUUUACAUGAGCAUUGAUUAGUAAUCCCUAAUAACUACAGUGUCAAGAAAGCUUUUAGCAAUCUUUAAUCCAGGGCAUUUCUUUGUGGCACCUGUCCCCUAUGUGAAUUGUUGCUGUGCCACUUGCACAUAAAUCUGAUUUCUUGCAGAACAGAUUGGUUUGCAGUUCCUAUGAUGUAGCGUUACAAUAAUUAUUACAGCGGGUUAUACAAAACCUGACAAAUUAAGUUUCUUGGCCUGAAAUAAAAGAGCACUCCAAGUCCAGGCUUCCAGUGUAUUGUGCUUUCCACCUAUAUAAUCUGUACUUUCUCUUUAGACAACUCCCUUGCUUUCCCCUCUCCAUCUCCUGUAUGGUUCUUUUUAGCCUGAAGACCCUCAGCCUAACCCCCCAGGAAUAAAACAAUACACUUUGACAAGGGCUUUGCAUAACCAACAGCAAUAAAUGCUAACCAUAGUUAACUGCACCUUAAAACAACACAGACCCAGGGUCUCGGCCCUAUGUAAGUCUUAAGCCAGGGUUAUGAAGGUCAGAUCUUGUAUUGUGGCUCACUGUGUGCAGUGUGAUAUUUUGUUUUUAAUUAAUGAUACACUUAUUACAAAGGGAAGUACUCUACUGUUUCUAUGUUUAUUUGAAUUGUUGCUGUUAUAAUUUAAUAUGAAAUUAAAAAAAUAUGAUAUAUGUAAAUAUUUUAUUAUAUUUAAUAAAUGAGUUUACAGUUUGCAAUUAAA